Messenger RNA from Bombus huntii, 1730 nucleotides. Its product is annotated as ribonuclease P protein subunit p40-like. The transcript has 6 exons. Gene Ontology annotation, biological process: tRNA 5'-leader removal; tRNA 3'-end processing; endonucleolytic cleavage in ITS1 to separate SSU-rRNA from 5.8S rRNA and LSU-rRNA from tricistronic rRNA transcript (SSU-rRNA, 5.8S rRNA, LSU-rRNA). Bases 571 to 1653 code for a protein of 360 amino acids. The record is from RefSeq and is a predicted model, not a curated record. Lineage: Eukaryota; Metazoa; Arthropoda; Insecta; Hymenoptera; Apidae. Gene Ontology annotation, molecular function: ribonuclease P activity; ribonuclease MRP activity. Gene Ontology annotation, cellular component: multimeric ribonuclease P complex; ribonuclease MRP complex.
CUUUAACCCGUUGAAUGUCACGGGGGUCACUGGUGACCCCCGCGCCAAUAUUUGUAGAAAUACAUAAUUUGAACAAAUGUCAAUAGUUAUACAUUUUUUAUUAUUACCACUGUUACUACAAUGGUGCGACGAAAUUAAUGCAGUAUAAAACAUAUAAAAAUAGUUUUCUUUAUACAUGAAAUAUAGUUCCAUUAUAUGCGCCCCCACCAGUGGCUGUUGAACAUGGGAAAAGCCCUCUUUUUCUGUGUUUUACCUUAAUGAAUAAUAACCCUAAGGAACGUUUCGACUUUAAAGGUGUUUGAUGAUAAUUAAGGGCCUUGACUGUAAAGCAACAAAUGCUAAAUCUUGUAACGGUUCUUCAGAAUUAUUACGGGUCCGAAUAAUACUCAUGGUUAUAAGAUGGCAACCAUCUUGACCGAAAGAUGGAUUAUAAUUUACGGUAGGCACCGGAACGUAGCAACGUGGAACAAUUAUUUAGUAACGCGAAGAAACAGUAUGAGAUAAUUGAUAAUCGCAAAAAAUAAGUGAAUUGCGUGAAAUCGCACGCGUGCCAUUCAACGUGCAUUAAAAAUGCUUAGUCCAGAAGUAUGGAACUUUAAACCACCUCAACAUCAUUUUUCUACCGAAAAAAGAAAUUACAAGAAAACUGAUGUGCCAGAUGUAGUCAAAUUACAUUAUUUUAAUCAUUCUAUAUCUUUAAUACUUCCUGAUGCAGCUAGAAUUCCGGAUGAAUUGCGAACUUGUCUUUCGGAAGACAGCGAUUAUUAUCGAGUUAAUGGGCUGAAUGUAUUUGAAUUAAUAAACAAAGAAUUCAUCGAAGCAUUCGUUAAGAAAGGAGAGUUGACACUUUUAACAAUAGGAAAUAGAAUAGAUGUAGACAAUUCAGUUGCUGUUACACCAACUGGGCAUUUAAUAUUAUCUUUAUUAACAGAAGAUUUUCAGAAGCUUGGUUUAGAAGGCAAAGCUUCCUUCUUUGAUCGUAAAGUGCAGACACGUUAUGUUGUAACUAUUGAUUUAAAGUCUGAAAAUUUUACACCUGGUAAGAAGAAUUAUGAACAUGUUCAAACAUCACUACAGGAGCGUCUUAAUACAAAAUUUGAUGUUAUUGUGUCAUGGAAUCCACCAGAUGAAAAUCUGUGCCCUUCAUCUGUGGCAGCAUGGUUCCAUAAACGCAAAUACAGUGUAUCUCUUUGUCAGCAAACGUUUUUACAAAGAAUUGAAUAUUCUUUACCAAUACCGAUAAUUUCGAAUGAAUUUGAUAAUGACAAAUUUUUUGAAUGGCUUGGAAUUUUUAGUAUCUGUGGUAACUUAGGGAGUAAUAUAGAGAAUGAUUAUGUAAACACAUAUAAAUAUCCAUUGUCAGUUAUAAAUGUUGGUCAAGUAUGGUAUUUACAAUGGACUGGUUUCUUCACAACAAAACAAAUUAAAACUUUCUACAGUAUUGUGGAAGAAUAUGUAUCAAUGAAAAACAGUUUACCUUGGGUUGCUUUACAUGUCCAAGGAUUUUUAGAUAGCCCUGUUAGUUGGGAUUUAAAAGAGCAUACAUUUUAUACAGAUGGUGACAAUAGCUACACUAUUGUAUUUAGGCCAGGCGCUCAUUCUAUUAUACGCAAAAGUUUAAGCUCAAAUAAUAAACCAAGGAUCUUUCAAUAAUUGUAAAUUUUAUUAUAAUUGAUGACAAGUAUUUCUUUGUAAGAAGAAGAAUUAAAAUAUAUUAUUGGUAAUCCAUA